This is a messenger RNA of Drosophila novamexicana, 1957 nucleotides long. RefSeq lists its product as uncharacterized. The transcript has a single exon. NCBI's taxonomy places the organism in Eukaryota, Metazoa, Arthropoda, Insecta, Diptera, Drosophilidae. The record is from RefSeq and is a predicted model, not a curated record. Bases 157 to 1839 code for a protein of 560 amino acids.
UCAGAUUUCGGAAUUUGCCAGCAUUGCACGGCAGGGAGAGCGCAAAAUAGAUUACAAAGUACGGAAGACGAGUAUCAGUCCGUAAACGGUUCUGUGUCCGUGUAAGGGAGAGCGAGCGAGCGAGCGAGCGAGCGAGAGAGAGAGAGCGAGAACGAGAUGUCGCAAACACUGGACGAUAUAUUGCAGCGACAGGAGAAUGCCCGCCAGCUGCGUUUGGCCACCCGGCCCAAGUUCCGGCGGUUCAAUUCACUGGACCGCAUACCGGAGCAUCCCAGCCAAGAUGAGUCCGAGAACGAUGAGCAUACAACGCAUCGGCAUUUCAUAACGCUGCGGCGCCAGCGCACGGCAGACGGCAGCCUGUUGCGUGCCCAUGUCCCGGCGCCGAGCGCCCGACCGGAGUCAUCCUCCGGCAGUCUCUUGUGGUUCGGGCCGCAGCUGCUGUUGCGCCUGCUGAUCCUGCUGGUGCGCUACAUGCUCUACAUUCCGCUGUCCAUAGCGGCGCCCAGCUUUUGGCUGUCCGCCCUGCUCUGGAUCUUCUGGAAGCUGUUGCGCGUGCCCAUCGGCCUGUGCAAGUGGCUGCUCAGCAGCGACGAGGAGCAGCAGCAGCAGCCGGGCACAGCGCAGCGCAGCCGGCAACGUCAGCGUCAGCGCACCGUGCUCCUCAGCUGCGGCAGCACCAUUCAGACGCUGCAUUUGGCGCGCAACUUUUACGGCUCUGGAGCACGCGUCGUGGUCUUUGAGUUCGAGGGUCUGUUCGGGCUGGCGCGCUUCUCGACGAGCGUGGACAAGUUCUAUGUGGUGCCGCAGCCGAGCAGCUCCAACGUGGAACAGUAUAUCGCGGCGCUGUGUCACAUUGUGCGCAAGGAGCGACCGACUGUGUAUGUGCCCGUGUGUGCCACCAGUCCGGCGUACUAUGAUGCGCUGGCCAAGCCGCAUUUGGAGCUGUUGGGCUGUGCCAGCUUUGUGCCGGGCGCACGAGAGACCCAGCAGCUGGACGACUGCCUGCAGCUGUUUCAGCGCUGCGAGGCGCAGCAGAUCACGCUGCCGCCGCACACGGUCGUAACGAAGCCGGAGCAACUGCAUCAGCUAUACGAGGGCGGCUUUGUGGCCGGCUAUCGCAACAUAUUCAUGGCCUGCGGCAUGCAGGGCGUCAUGGAGCGGCACAAGUACAUAUUGCCCAGCCGUCGGGUGGAGCUGCUCAAGUUCAAUCAGCACGAGAUUAGCGAACGCCAGCCCUGGCUGGUGGUGCGUGAUCAGCCCGGCUAUCAUCAUUAUGUCACAUGCACCACGGUCAAGGAUUCGCGGGUCGUGGCCAAUGUCAGCUGCCGCGUCGAGCACAAUACCAAGAAUCUGAUACCGGUGCGACGCAACGAUGAGGCCCAGAUCGAGCUCUGGCUGAGCGGUUUCUUUGCCAAGGUGCGAUUCCAGCGCAGCAUCAACGGGCAUGUCAGCUUUCGCUUGGUCAAGUCGCCGGCGCAUGGCGGCCAGUUGGUGCCGCUCGGCGUUCGACUGGGCGUGGCCCUGCCCUAUAUAUGCCACAAUCGUUCGCAUGCGCAGCUCCUGUGCCGCGCCAUCAAAUGCAUGUGCAUACAUAGACGCGGCGCAGCCGAUGAGGAUACGGCCAGCUGGAGCUGGAGCUGGUCAACGCUGGAGCGCAAUACGACAACGGUAGCGCUGGACAAGCGGGAGGCCCUGUUCGCCUACUGGGAUCCGCUGCCCUAUUGCGCCUACUAUCACUUUCAGCUGCCGCUGGAGUCCGUCAAGCUGUUUUUGCAGCGACGGAAUCGCAGCGCCGAGACCAAAAGUUUAUCGCCGCGCAUCACGGCGCCGGUUCAUUGAACGACGACGACGCAGUGCACCCGGCCGGGACGGGCGGGCGCUCAGCUAGAAACAGCAGCGACAGCGAGAGAGAUUGCACAGACUGAACAAUAAUAAUAUGUACAUACACACACACACA